AUGGCGCGCGUGUCUGUCUUCUCGCUCUUUGCGGCGCUUUUCGUCGCCCUCGCCCUCGUCUUUGCCGGCUCGGCGGAGGCGGCAAAGGGGCCCGUAAUUACCAACAAGGUCUUCUUCGACAUCGAGCACGAUGGCAAGCCGCUCGGCCGCGUCGUCAUGGGUCUUUACGGCAAGACCGUCCCCAAGACCGUCGAGAACUUCCGUGCGCUCUGCACUGGCGUCGGCGCGGACGGCAAGGAGAUCGGCUACGGCUACGAGGGUUCCAAGUUCCACCGCGUGAUCAAGGACUUUAUGAUCCAGGGUGGCGACUUUACGAGCGGCGACGGCCGUGGCGGCAAGUCGAUCUACGGCGAGCGCUUCCCCGACGAGAACUUUAAGCUCAAGCACACCGGCCCCGGUGUCCUUUCCAUGGCUAACGCCGGCAAGGACACUAACGGCUCGCAGUUCUUCAUCUGCACGGUCAAGACGGCGUGGCUCGACAACCGGCACGUCGUGUUCGGCCACGUCCUCGAGGGCAUGGACAUUAUCCGCCUCAUCGAGAACGUCCCCAAGGCCUCGGGCGACCGCCCCAAGGCCGACGUCGUGAUUGUCAAGUCUGGCGAGCUCGAGAUUGAGCACGACGUGGAUGAUGAGGGCAACGAGGUACCCUUCCGUCUCGAGCUUUGA
Cutaneotrichosporon oleaginosum is the source of this 666-nucleotide messenger RNA. RefSeq lists its product as uncharacterized. Gene Ontology annotation, biological process: protein folding; protein peptidyl-prolyl isomerization. Lineage: Eukaryota; Fungi; Basidiomycota; Tremellomycetes; Trichosporonales; Trichosporonaceae. The record is from RefSeq and is a predicted model, not a curated record. Gene Ontology annotation, molecular function: peptidyl-prolyl cis-trans isomerase activity.